Messenger RNA from Brienomyrus brachyistius, 2911 nucleotides. RefSeq names its product solute carrier family 35 member E1 (gene slc35e1). Gene Ontology annotation, cellular component: Golgi apparatus. The transcript is spliced from 7 exons. Gene Ontology annotation, molecular function: antiporter activity. NCBI's taxonomy places the organism in Eukaryota, Metazoa, Chordata, Actinopteri, Osteoglossiformes, Mormyridae. The coding region runs from base 492 to 1736 and encodes 414 amino acids. The record is from RefSeq and is a predicted model, not a curated record.
AACCAAAGAUGGAACAAAUCUUGGAAACAUGAAGGUCCAUUGGGACAGUGGAAGAUCACUAUCUGCAUAUAACUUAGCAUCGUUUCUUAUUUAACAUGAAUAUUCCAUGAGAGAUGCUGAUACGUUGGGUAUAAAAGGUGCCCAAAGUGACCAGCAGCGGUGCUUCCUGACACCGCAGCCAUGACAGGUCAGUUGCUGUCCUAUGGCAAAGCAAAUCUUUUAUUUCAAUGAAGACCGUGGAGGAGCGCAGGGUGAUGCGGAGGGCUGGGGGUCUGAAUGCCCCAGGCGGAGGCUGUGUCGUGUGCGGAUUUCCUGGACAUGCUGAUUCCUCUCCAAAGACGUAGUUAGAUUAGCCGCAGUGUGUAUGUGCUUACAUGUGCCCUAUGCUGGACUGCCAUCCUGUCCUGUGUGCACUGUUUCAUAGGUUUUACUAUUAACUCUCGGAAGUAAUUAUGAAUAUGUAUAUACCAUAAAAGCAAGAACUGGCGUCCAUGUCGGCGCCUUUAAGAGGGGAAGUGACGGAUGUGGCCGCGGCUUCGCCAGCGCCGCCGCCUCCACGUCCUCCCGGCCCCAGCUACCGCAGCGGAAAGAUGGCCGCGGUGGAGCGACAGCAAGUUAAGGAGGGGCUGCGGAUCGCCAUGCUCUGCGCCUGCUGGUACACCGUCAGCUCCGGGGGCAACGUGAUCAACAAGAUCAUCCUGACCGGCUUCCCGUACCCGGUCACCGUGUCGCUCUUCCACAUUUUGUCCAUCGUCCUCUUCUUGCCGCCGCUCCUGCGGGCUUGGGAGGUCCCGAAGACUGAACUGUCUAGCAAAUGCUACCGAUGGUACAUUUUGCCUUUAGCCUUCGGAAAGUACUUCGCGUCCGUGUCGGCUCACUUCAGCAUAUGGAAGGUGCCUGUCUCCUACGCGCACACAGUCAAAGCCACAAUGCCAAUUUGGGUUGUGCUCUUAUCACGAAUCAUCAUGAAGGAGAAACAGACAACGAAGGUGUACAUAGCACUCAUCCCUAUCAUCGGGGGGGUGCUGCUGGCCACCGUCACUGAGCUCUCCUUUGACCUGUCUGGCCUGAUCAGUGCGCUCGCUGCCACCCUCUGCUUUUCUUUGCAGAACAUUUUCUCCAAAAAGGUGCUACGAGACACACGGGUUCACCACCUGCAGCUCCUGAACGUCCUGGGCUUCAACGCCGUGCUGUUCAUGGUUCCCACUUGGGUGCUGGUCGACCUGUCUGCCUUCUUAGUGGAUGGAGAUCUGGCCGGGAUACUCAGCUGGUCUGGAACCUUCCUGCUGCUUCUGGUCAGCGGAUUCUGUAACUUUGCGCAGAACGUGAUUGCCUUCAGCGUGCUGAACCUGGUCAGCCCGCUGAGCUACGCUGUGGCAAAUGCCACCAAGAGGAUCAUGGUGAUCAGCAUUUCACUUCUGAUGCUGCGCAACCCUGUAACCUUCACCAACAUGCUGGGCAUGUUGACGGCCAUCCUGGGUGUCUUUCUCUAUAACAAGGCCAAAUAUGAUGCCAACCAGGAGGCCAAAAAGAAGCUGCUCCCCGUGUCUAAGGAGGAUAUGGUUUCCUUCGACCCAGCGAGCACCGUCCCGGAUGCGAUGCAGCCCAACGGCUCCGUGCCCUUCACCAAGGCCUCAGAGCUCCAGUACGGUCGCAGCAACGUUCUCACCGACCACUUCCAGUACAGCCGGCAGGCCUACACGAUGGGCUAUGGGUCCAACCAGUAUGACGUCUAGGGUGCUGCCAAGUGGUUACUAUGUCCCUUUCUGUGUGAACCCCCCCACCCCACCCCACCUGACCCCACCCCCUCCAGCGCUGUCCAAACCUCCUAAGACUCCAAAGGAAGGUAAAUGCUGGUGUGCUAGAGGAAAGGAGGCAUGGAGACUCUUUGUGGGACAAACAUCUUGUCUAGAACUGCAAAGUACUCCGACAGAUGUGCCUCCUGUUGUCAUUAAAAUCCAUUUUCAAGAAACCGGUGAUUCUGCAAUGAAUCAUCUUAGAGUUGAGGAAGAUGAAUACACCCAUACUGCAACAUUGUACACCAUAUCAUUCAGGGAAGAGGGUGUUUUUACGGUUAGAAUGUUUUGGGUUUGGAAGUAAUGGCCCAGCCUGCUGCUCUUUUGCAAAGAAAAUUCAAAUGCAAGUCAUAGGUCCUUGCAAGUGAAAAUUGCGUUGAAAAAUUAUGCACUUGGACAACAGCAUGUAACUGCUUGACUCACUGGCAGUAAAUAUUUGGCUGAUAUGAGAUGGACUCGUAAGUUUAUACGAUAAGAACUUCCCACGUCAUAUCCAAAGGAUUGAUGAAAUCCUCACGUCUGCUUGUUGCAUUGCUUCACCACCACCUGCUGUAGCAAUAUGUUUAUUUAUUUAUUUAUUUAAACUGUUUUGCUCAGUCAAACAUUUGUGCCGAUCAACCCGAAACAGUGAAUGAGAAAUCAGAGCGUGCGUGUGUAAGUGUGACCUCGUUACGGACAUGGGGAUUACGAAUCCCCUUUACAAAUCACGUGUCGUACAGCGACCGGACCAGAAACCUUAUUCAGCCUGGCUCAUGUAGUUAAUUGGUUCCCUCUGCUAAAGAUGUUCCCCUUUUUUAAGUCUCAUACAGUAUCCCCUUUCAGUAUAUCUUUUAAUGUGAAGUACAAGUCUCUGUCAUGAUUUGUUAUAUGGGAAAAAUAAUGAUUUGUUUGGUGUUAGUUUGUAGCUUGAAGAAAAAUUGACAGUCAAAUGGCGUUUGUUUUCCUGUAAUGAAAUAAGGAAUGUUGUUCAACUUGGGUGUUUUAAGUAUGCUUCUAUCAGAAGGCUUACAGUGUUUUUAUUUUUUUAUAAUGGGGCAUGUUUUAUAUAAUGGACUAUCACUUCUAUAAAUAAAUAUUAGUUCAGUUUUUUGCAACGUGCAAUAUUGCACACUUUA